Messenger RNA from Pongo pygmaeus (Bornean orangutan), 2386 nucleotides. RefSeq names its product sperm tail PG-rich repeat containing 1 (gene STPG1). Gene Ontology annotation, molecular function: histone binding; chromatin binding. The record is from RefSeq and is a predicted model, not a curated record. Bases 799 to 1803 code for a protein of 334 amino acids. The transcript is spliced from 10 exons. Gene Ontology annotation, cellular component: germinal vesicle; male pronucleus; female pronucleus. Gene Ontology annotation, biological process: epigenetic programing of male pronucleus. Lineage: Eukaryota; Metazoa; Chordata; Mammalia; Primates; Hominidae.
CAUAGCGACCGGGAGGUUGGGCUGGCCAGAUUCAGCUGCCGGGACCGGACCAGGUAGGAGGCAGUUCCGGCGGGGGGACCGGUCCCUGAGGUCGUGGGGAAGAGGACACGGCGCACCAUGUCCUCCGCGGAGACCCCCCGGCCUCCAGGUGCUUGCGAAAUUCCAGGGCUGAGCUAGGUGGAGCCCCAAGGGCGGGAAGAAGCCACCAAGGGAGUUGCCCCUGCGUCGGGGCGUGUCCUCGGUGUUUCCACCCGAAAAGUAGUGACAGCUGGGGCUUGCCUGCUCCACCGAGCUCCUGCGAGAGGCGUGGGCGUCCGACCCUUCUGGCUCAGCCUCCGCGAGUGCGCAAAAGUUGGGAGGCUUCAGUGCCUGGCAGUUGGUGGACGCCAAAGACCUGAUCUCUACUCAUAGGUCCACCCCAGCUCAGGCGGUGUCCCCCAGCAAACGACUUCCCUGCUCUGGGCCUCGAUUUACCCAUCUGUAAAAUAAAAGGGUGAGAUUGGAACCUGUUGGUCACUAGCCCGCCGCUAAAUUUCCUUCCAGCUCCCUGACACACUUUCUCAGCCUAUGAAGACUAUCGAAUGGGUUAUUUACCUGAGAGUGCUUUGAAAAAAUAUUCUAGGUCCAUGCCAUCCUCUCAUGAACAGUUAUACAGGUGGACCAGUAAGGCACACCUGGGCAGUGCUCUGUUCACAUCUGGCCUGCACCUCCUCUCAUCCUGCCUUCACAGGUGCUUAGGAGAACAUGCAGUAGAGCUUUUCAUCAAAUAAAUGGAACACGUUGCAGAAUUUUGCUAACAUGGACAACUCUGCACAGAAAAAUGAACGCACUGGCAAACAUCCGAGAUGUGCCAGUGAAGUACAGAAAGGUUUUACUGCUGCAUAUCCAACACAGUCCUCCAUUCCUUUUAAAUCUCCAGCUUCAGUAAUCCCAGAAUCAGAAAAAAAAGGAUUCAAUAGUCAAGCCAAGAGAUUUUCUCAUAAGAAGAAUGAUAUCCCAGGACCUGGGUUCUACAAUGUCAUUCACCAGUCACCGGUGUCCAACAGUGUCUCAUUGUCCAAGAAAGGAACUUGCAUGUUUCCCUCGAUGUGCGCCCGAUUGGACACCAUCAUUUCUAAAUACCCUGCAGCGAACGCAUACACUAUCCCAUCGGAUUUUAUUUCCAAGAGAGACUUUAGUAAUUCGUGUUCCAGCAUGUUCCAGUUGCCAAGCUUUAUGAAAGUUCUCAAAUUUGAAACUCCUGCACCAAACUAUUACAAUGCCUCUGUCUCUUGCUGCAAGCAGAGAAACAACGUCUGUGCUCGAGCCGGGUUUAUGUCAAAAACCCAAAGAGGAUCUUUCGCUUUUGCUGACAAAGGACCUCCCCCAGGGCAUUACGAUAUCAACGAAUCCCUUGUGAAGCAAUCGCCAAAUACAUUAAUGUCUUGUUUUAAAUCAAAAACCAACCGUGGAUUAAAACUGACGUCAACAGGCCCGGGACCCGGUUAUUACAACCCCAGUGAUUGCACAAAAGUUCCAAAAAAGACUCUUUUCCCGAAAAACCCCAUCCUGAACUUCUCUGCUCAGCCUUUGCCUCUGCCUCCGAAGCCACCUCUCCCGGGUCCUGGUCAGUAUGAGAUCGUGGACUACUUAGGCCCCCGCAAGCAUUUCAUCUCUAGUGCAUCAUUCGUGUCCAAUACCAGCCGGUGGACAGCGGUGCCGCCUCAGCCAGGCCUACCUGGCCCAGCUACGUACAAGCCAGAGCUCCCAGGAAAGCAAUCCUUCCUCUACAACGAGGACAAGAAAUGGAUCCCGGUGCUGUAGGGAUGUCACACAAGGUCGAGGAGAACUCCAGCCACCAGCCCACCCCGCCCAGCUUCCCCAGGACAUUCCUCAGGAGGAGACCGAUCAUGUGUGUGGCAGCUGACAGCUUGGGGGGUGGCUCUACCACUCUGGCCUGGCAUGCUAGCCGGACUGCUGCCAUUGCCUUUGUCUUCAGCUGGGGACAUUGCUCCCUGGAGACUUCACCCCAGCCCCACCGACUCCAGUGGCUUCCUGAGCAGAAGGGAGGAGUGGACAGAGCCCCCUGGCUGCUUCCCCAUGCACCCAUCCAGGCUGGCUUCCGGCACGACUCCCUGCUGCAGACUGAAGGGACUCCUGAAGCGCAGACUUCAGGGAGGAUCAGUCCACCCUGAAGGUGGCCAAGCCUGGAAGCCCCACCCUUCCCUGUUUCAUUCCUUCAUUCAUUUACGCAUUCAUUCAUUCCCUCACUCCUGCCUUUCUCAUUUGUCCCUUUCUGACCUCACUCACUCACGGUAUGUCAACUGGGUGAAAGCUACCUGCAGGCAGGUGAUGCUUUUUCCACCAGUCCACAGCUUCCUUUCUAAAGUGACCACCUGUUUGGAAA